AUGGUCGCCAUGAUACUCCUCGUUUGGAACUGCCAGGGUAUCGGGGGUCCCCUAAUAGUUUCAAGUCUUAAGGAGCAAGUUAGGCUCCAGGCUCCCGACAUAGUGGUGCUGCUAGAAACUAAAAAUAAAGCUUACCACUAUGGGUGGUUGAAGAAACAAUUGGGAAUGAAUUUUAUGCAUGUGGUGGAACCUAAGGGGUUAAGUGGUGGUUUAUGUAUGUUCUGGAAGGAUGCUCAACAAGUUGUUUUGGUUAAAUAUGCUGGAUUCCUUAUAGAAGUUGAAGAGCGAAUUAACGCCUGUCGAGAAGGGUGCCUAGUCAUGGGAGACUUAAAUGACAUUCUUGAGGCAUCGGAGAAGGAUGGCGGGCGCCCGCGUACCGUGCAGAGCAUGGAUGCUUUCCGCGAUUUUUUUACGUCUAGUAAUUUGUUGGACUUGGGAUAUGAGGGGUGUCCGUUCAUAUGGAGGAAUAUACGGGAUGAAGGGGGUAUCCAGGAAAGACUUAACAGAGGUCUGGCUAGUGAUCACUGGCUUCGUUCUUACCCUGAAGCGCACGUGGUUCAUUAG
Messenger RNA from Prunus armeniaca (apricot), 564 nucleotides. Lineage: Eukaryota; Viridiplantae; Streptophyta; Magnoliopsida; Rosales; Rosaceae. The record is from the annotation of a GenBank genome assembly.